This is a messenger RNA of Boeremia exigua, 1030 nucleotides long. RefSeq lists its product as uncharacterized. The transcript is spliced from 3 exons. Lineage: Eukaryota; Fungi; Ascomycota; Dothideomycetes; Pleosporales; Didymellaceae. Gene Ontology annotation, cellular component: endoplasmic reticulum membrane; endoplasmic reticulum. The record is from RefSeq and is a predicted model, not a curated record. The coding region runs from base 57 to 866 and encodes 269 amino acids.
CCUCCACACUCCUCGUCUCUGUGCAUCCAUCCCGUCCACCGUCUGCUGUAUCCAUCAUGGUCGCCUGGAAACUCUCAUCCCUGCUCCUGCUCUCAUUGAGAGCCCUCAAUGCCUUCGCGGUUGAGGUUGAGAACGUCAAGGAAGUGCCCGAAGCACAGACACCGAAUCUGAACGUCAAGAUCUCGGCUUCGUUCCCCCAGUCUGAGAUCUUUGGUAUCAAGCUCGUCAAUGGACAUGCCACCGAAGCGCGUCUGUCCAUCUCCAACAACGAGCCAAAGCCCAUUGGCGUGAGCAUCGUUGGCGGGUCGUUGCUCAAGGAGGUCAAUGGCCAGUCUCAGAUUGUGCGCAACCUCACGUCGCAGAAGUACUCUAUCGAGAUCCCUGCUGGCGCAGAGGAGACUGUGCCAUAUACCUUCACCACGGACCUGCACCCACAGGACCUCCGUCUUCAGCUCAACGCUGUUCUAAGGAACUCUGAGAACGCCAUCUUCACCGUCGCCGCCUACAACGAGACUGUGACCGUCGUCGAGAGACCGACGAGCGUCUUCGAUCCUCAAAUUAUCUUCCUUUACCUUGUUCUUCUCGGCGCCUUCGCUGGAACUGUCUACUUCAUCUACAACACCUGGAUCACCACCUUCUUCCCCCAGAAGAAGGGCCGCGGCAAGGGUGGCGAGCGUGCCAAGAAGUCAUCCCAGGGCUCCAAGAAGGUCGAUCCCGCUGAGCAGAUUGCUGUUGUUGGUGCCGAUGGCCCUGCUGUCACCUCUAGCGCAAAGUACGACGAGAGCUGGAUCCCCGCUUCUCACCUGCAGCGCCCUGAGGCCAAGCGCGUCCGUAGCGGCACCCCCAAGGUCAAGCCGAAGGCUUAGACUUUGAUCGAGGCGGGACAGUUGUCUGGUUGGACACUUGCAUACAGCGCAGUGAUUGGAGGGUGCCCCUUUGGAUACUGCUAUCGCGAUGUGGUCUCUGUUCGGACAAGUUGGUUGGACAUUUAGCUGAUGAUGCUAGCACCAGCCUGCUGAAACAGGUAUAG